Molecule: messenger RNA, 645 nt
Organism: Phalaenopsis equestris
Lineage: Eukaryota; Viridiplantae; Streptophyta; Magnoliopsida; Asparagales; Orchidaceae
Product: L10-interacting MYB domain-containing protein-like
Exons: 2
Coding region: 1-645 (214 amino acids)
Source: RefSeq, a predicted model, not a curated record
AUGAACAAGGGCAAAGAAGUUGGAUCAUCUGCUAUGUGGGACAGGGAAGCAACAAAUAUUUUUUGUGAUCUCUGUCUUAAGGAGGUGGAGCUAGGAAAUAGACAUACGACAAAUUUUAACAAAGAAGGUUGGAAUCAUGUUUCUGUCAAAUUCAAAGAACUCACAUGCAGAUACUACGACAGGAUGAAAUUUAAAAAUAAAUGGGAUCAACUAAAGAAGGAUUGGAAAAUUUGGAAGGAACUUAAGAGGGGAACUACAUGUUUGGGUUGGGAUCCAUUAAAACGAACGAUAUAUGCUCCUGAGGAGUGGUGGGCUGAGAAACUACAUGUCGUGCCAGCAGCUAAGAAAUUUAAAAUGAAUGGUAUUUAUCCAAUAAUGGAAGAGAUGCUGGAUGGUAUGUUCAAAGGGGUUGUUGCAACUGGAGCACAUGCUUUCACCCCAUCUGAAAAUGAGUUUAUUGGCACAACUAAUGCACCUGUAACUGAUAAUAUAAGUGGCUCAGGAGAAGUACCUUGUCAAAUCCAUAGGUCAGCUGAUGAAAGGCUUGCUGAAUCCUCAUCCAUUCCAAAACGACCUAGGGUUGAGAAAAAAAAGAAAGGAGCGGCAUUCAUCAGAAGCACAAUCGAAAAGCUCGUGCUCUGUUAA